Molecule: messenger RNA, 501 nt
Organism: Saxophila tyrrhenica
Lineage: Eukaryota; Fungi; Ascomycota; Dothideomycetes; Mycosphaerellales; Extremaceae
Exons: 3
Coding region: 1-501 (166 amino acids)
Source: RefSeq, a predicted model, not a curated record
AUGCGCCUUGCUGCGCGAGUACCCCGAACGUUGACCAAGCUUGUCGGGCUCAUUGGCGUCAACAGCAGCGUCUUUGUCCGUUGGCCAUCGUUCAUCUUCGUUGCUGUCCUCAACCUGUCUAAUGGCGGCACCUGGGGCUUGGUGGUCGGCCUCAUUGUCAGUAUCGUCUUCAUGAUACCUUUGUACAUCAGCUUGGCCGAGAACAUCAGAAAGUAUCCCACUGCUGGCGAUUCGCAACGAUCUCUUCUCGAUCAUCAUUUCGACAAACACAUGAACAUUCCAGAAACGCUUAUCAUUGUGAUUCAUGUCGUGGCCCACUUGCUCAUCAUCUCAACACUCGCGGUUGGAGUCGGCUCCGGCACUGUCACACUGAAUUUUGAGUUCUUCACACAAACUCGCUGGUCGGCCAGCUUUGGCUCUGUAAUUGGUAUCAGCUACGUUGUGGGAGUGUUUUCCGGUUUCGACUCUGUCAGCAAUCUGGGUAAGCUCAUUAUCUCUUAA